Molecule: messenger RNA, 621 nt
Organism: Brassica oleracea var. oleracea
Lineage: Eukaryota; Viridiplantae; Streptophyta; Magnoliopsida; Brassicales; Brassicaceae
Exons: 3
Coding region: 1-621 (206 amino acids)
Source: RefSeq, a predicted model, not a curated record
AUGACUCCUGAACUGGUCGGAGAAACGAUUGAGCAAGUGGAACUCCUCAAUAAAAGAUUGAAAGUAGCACAUGACCGUCAGAAGAGUUACGCCGACAAACACAUAAAGAAUCUAGAGUUUUCAGUAGGAGACAAGGUGUAUUUAGAAAUGAGGACCUUCCGAGGGAGUGACCCAAACCGGAAGUUGAAGAAGUUGAGACCCAGUUGCGUACCGGCUGGCACUACCGUUAGAAUUUCUGACUUUCAUGAUUUGUUCCACAUCUCUGUGCUACGGAAAGUGGUACGAGAAUCUGAGUUAAUCCUGCCGCGUCCACCUGCAGAUGCACAACGUAACCUGUCAUUGGUUAGCAAACCAGUGAAGAUUGUGGACGAAAAGGAAGUGGAUAACCGCGGACGGAAAGUAAAGAUGGUGCUAGUUCGCUGGACGAGGGAUGGAAUCCACGAGGAUGUGUGGGAACCUGAGUAUCAUCUGAGGGAUGAUGAAAAGACCAAAGGUGGGGAUGGGGAUGGAGGAGACGGUGAGGUCAGUGAGGAACGAGACGAGCUAGCUGGAGUCCUAAGAGCCGUUGUGGCGGCUGAUGAAGGAAGAGACGGUAGAGAACUAAGAGAAGGAGUGGAAUGA